Messenger RNA from Xenopus tropicalis (tropical clawed frog), 13151 nucleotides. RefSeq names its product sacsin-like. The transcript has 8 exons. The record is from RefSeq and is a predicted model, not a curated record. The coding region runs from base 195 to 12854 and encodes 4219 amino acids. Lineage: Eukaryota; Metazoa; Chordata; Amphibia; Anura; Pipidae.
GUGAGGAAAGGAAACUGAAUUAAAUAAAGAGGCUGAGUUGGGCAGAGAAAUGAAACUGCCAGAUUACUUUCAGUUUUGGUAGUUAUUUAACCCGAAACAGCACCCAUGUAACAGCAGAUGCUGCCAAGAAUCAGCCAGAUCUCCUUGAACAUGUCCAACAGCAACAGAUAUAUAACAUCAAACUGAAAGGAAAUAUGGAUUUCUUUCAAAGGUCUCCCCCGUUCCUGAUCCAGUUGCAGAGUAUUUUGAGAAAAUACCCUGAUGGUGGGCAGAUUCUUAAGGAGUUGCUCCAGAAUGCAGAUGAUGCCGGAGCCAGCCAAGUGAUUUUUAUUUAUGAUGAAAGAGAAUAUGGCACAGACGCCCUAUAUUCAGAGGAUCUCCACAGCAUCCAAGGUCCUGCUCUUUUAGUAUAUAAUAAUGAGGUGUUUUCUAAAAAUGACUGGGAAGGAAUCCAGAAACCAGGAAAUAGCAUUAAGAGCAAAGAUCCAAACACUGUCGGGAGAUUUGGUCUUGGGUUCAAUUCGGUGUAUCACAUUACAGACUACCCAGCCAUUUUUAGUGGGAAAAAUAUUGGAAUUCUGGACCCUCAAGAAUCCGUUUUACACAAAGGAGGUCUCUUGUGGAAUCUUGAGAAAAAUAUGGAUAGCAUAAAGAAUCUGACCGACCAGUUUCUCCCUUUCUGCAGAGUCUUGGAAGACACUGGUCUUUCAACAUGGAAUGAAAUUCUCAAUGCUGGAUGUUUUCAGGGGACUCUAUUCCGCUUCCCUCUUAGAGUGAAACCUUCAGAAAUCUCUGAAAAUAUCUACAGUUCGGAGAAGGUGGAGGAGCUCUUUGAAUCCUUCAUUAAAGAUGCAGGCAUCAGCCUUCUUUUCCUUCGACAUGUUAAUACUGUUUCCCUAAAAAGGAUUGGAAGUGAUGGAUUGGUGAUACAUUUGCUUACAGUCAGUGUAUCUACCCAAACAAUAGCUAGCACAAAGUCAGGUAAUAUUACCACAGAAAGCCAUCUAAAAAUGACUUCUAUUAAAGACUUUGAUGAAGAAAAAGAACAGACAUGGUUGGUGCAAACCAGCACUGCUCACGGAAGUCUAUUUCAAGACCUCAUUGAACUAAGUGAAAAAUUGUGCAACAACCCGUCUCUUGACCUUGCAUAUCCAUUAAGCAAGCAGGACACUGACUUAUUUGCAGGGCGUCUGAGCUGUGUUCUGCCACUUCCAGACAAGGAAGAAAACCAAACAGGACUCCCUGUGGUCAUCAAUGGGUGUUUCGAUCUAACAGAUGACAGGAGAAGCAUGAAAUGGCUUGAAACUGACCAACAGCAUGAUAAUGCUGCCAAAUGGAACCAUAUUUUAGUGCAUAAGCUCCUGCCACUUGUUUAUAUAUGUGCUGUAAAGGAUGCUGCCGCUUUGGUGAAGAUGUCCAAGGUCACAACUGAUAUGGCCUAUGGCAUUUGGCCAGAUCCAGAGAAGACCAAAUUCAAAGACAAAUGGUACAGCAUUACUAAGCAAAUUGCACAGCUUCUUCUGUGCGAGAGUGUUCUGCAAACAGCCGAUAAUUCUGAUUGGAUAACUGCAUCUAAAGCUAUAUUCGUUUAUAAUAUUGAAGACCAUGACCUCCAAAACUGUUUAGAAGAAGUUCUCAUUUAUCUGAAGCAACCUCUUGUAAAAAUUCCAGACCACGUCCAAAAAACCCUAAAGUUAGCAGAGGCCAAAACUGGAAUGCUCAACAGUGUAACUCCAUCUUUCAUUCGCAUGGUUUUGAAAAGUGGCAACUGGAACACAAUUUCAAAAGAACAGAAAAUGCUUCUUCUCAGAUAUAUUGUCAGUGACGGGCAAUAUGAUGACCUGCUGGACCUCCAGAUCCUGCCUUUAGCCAAUGGGACAUUUACAAGCUUUCAAAACACUGACAGUGCUGACACUAUUUACAUAGACAGCCAAGACUUUCCAAGAGUUUUAUUGCCUGGAAUUUCACAUAGAUUUUUACCACAGAAUAUACCUAAGGAUAUACUUUCUCAUCUCAGCAAUAUUGCAUCAAACAGAAUUUUCAAAAACCUUCUCAACUUAAAUGAAGAAAUAAUAAUACACAGUCUGAGUGAAGCACUCCCUAAAUCUUGGCUCAGCUGUCACGACCAAGUCCUCUGGAAUCCACAAGAUCCAAAUCACCCACCCUCUGACUGGCUCAGUACUUUCUGGAAAUUUCUCCAACGCUAUGAAAAUGCUCUAAGCUUUUUUGAAAACCAUCCACUGUUGGCCCUGAAUCUUAUUACAGAAGGCUGUACUGACAUUCGCCUGGCCAGGCUGAAAAGAGAGACUACUUUACUUUUUCAGGAAAAAGAAGGUAACAGCUUAACUGAAAACAUGACAAACAUUCUUGAGCAACUUGGCUGUACUGUGAUACGAGAAGCAAAUACAUGGUUGUGGCAUAAAAACCUUUCCCAGUAUAUUCUUGUACCAACCCCAAACAAUAUUUUAAAGGCAUUUUCUAACCUGGACUUAAAUACACUUUUACAGACUUUUACAUGCAUGUCUAAAGAAAGUAUAAAGGAGUUCUCUGAGUGCCUUUCUCAAGCAUACUCCUUUACUGCUUCCGAACUAGAGAUUCUGUGCCAACUGCCCAUUUUUUAUACCCUGACUUCCUUAGAUUGCUCUGAUUCCAUACUUGUACCUGCUCGUGACAUGUGUGCAGUGGAGAAGAACACUUUCCCAGUUGUACCUGAAAACUUAGUGUACCCAAAGCCCCUAAUUAAAUGCAGAGAUGAAGCUGACUGCAGACUCUUACAGCAAAUGAAGAUAUGUUUUCUAGAUGCACCUGCAGUUGCUUUAUUGUUAGGGAGAACCAUUGAGCUGGACUGGUAUAAAAACAAUCAACAGGAGGCACAGAAUGCAAUCUUAUGGAUUCUGAGAAAUGGAGAUGCACUUUUCAUGCAGAAUUCAGAAUUGGUCAGCCUUUUACAAAAUCUCGCCUUCAUUCCUUGCAAUGGAGUAUUAGUAGAACCAUCAGCUCUCUUUGACCCUUCAGUAAAAUUGUUUAAUGAUUUGUUUGGACCGCACCAAUUUCCACCUGCAGAUUACCAGGAAGAGACCAUUUUGAAAACUUUAAGGACUCUGGGUUUAAAACAUAAAACAAACAAUAUCUCUGUGAGUGAUGUUCUACAAAUUGCUUUGGAAGUAAGCCAAGAACAAGAUCAUUUGUCAUCACUGAUGAAAUCCAAAGCUCUAAUUCAGGUUUGCAAUGAAACUACAGUUUUAUACAACAUUAAUAACUGCGAUUUAAACCAGCUGUGCUGCCUUGCCUGGGUCCCUGUAGACUCAGAGACCAGAUUCACUGAGCCAGAAAAGAUCCGAAAUAUGAAGUACCAUGACAUUGUGGAAUUUUCAAUGCACUUAACAAGUGACUUUAAUGAAGAUGCAAGCUUUACUCUUGGACUUAAUUAUUUACCCCCCAGUGAAAAGGUUGUACAAAACCUUAUAACCCUUAGUGAACAAUAUCAGAGCCAUGAUCCACACUCCCUACUAAUAAAACUGCACAAUAUCUAUUACUAUAUUCAGAGUAAUGUAAAACAUUUCUGUGGGUCUCUUUUGUCCAGCCUAAUAAUUUGGAAUGGAGAUGGAUUCUCUUACCCAACGGAGAUAGUUUUGGUUUACCCUGAUGGUUUAGAUUUAAGUUCUAUGGUAAAAAAAGUAACACCGGACUUUCUAACCUACAAAAACCUUUUCAUGAUGUGUGGUGUGCAUCACACUCUAAGAGACACUGAAGUGAUUAACAUUCUUUAUGUUCUGAAGAGUAACAUUGAAUCCAGAGAGUCUCUAUCUGGUACAUAUGAAGAAAAGAAGCUGGCAAUAUCCAUCCUGGACUGGAUGAAGACACAUUCUGUUCAUGGAAAGGAAGAUCUUCCCAUCCCAGUACAGAUGAACAAGAAUACAUUUUGUCUGAAACCUCUUUCUACUGCUCUGUUCUGUGAUAUGGAUAAGAAGCAUUUAAAAGACAUUUUGUCUACUGGCUCUGAUUUCAACAUUGUCCAUGAAGAUCUAUCUCAAGCUACUGCUGAGUAUUUUGAAAUUCAGUUACUAAGUACGAAAAUAUUAAAGCCUGAGUUUUUUGAGCCGUGGGGACCCUCUGAGCCUAUUACAGUUAGAAUUAAAAAUAUCCUAAGAGAAUACAGCGAGAGUGUAGAUAUUUUUAAAGAACUGAUACAAAAUGCAGAUGACGCUGAAGCUACAGUAUGUGCAUUUCUAAUUGACAUGAGGGAAAAUGCCACGUCGAGGCAAAGUCUGAUAGACCCUGAUAUGGCCAUUUGUCAUGGACCAGCACUCUGGUCUUAUAACAAUAGAACAUUCACAGACAAUGAUUUCCGUAAUAUCACUCGUGUGGGAGCAGCUACUAAGGAGACUGAUAUAAAAAAAAUUGGGAAAUUUGGCUUGGGUUUUAAUUCAGUGUAUCUCAUUACAGACAUACCUUUAAUAAUGAGCAGAUCACAUGUUCUCAUAUUUGACCCAAAUGUCAACCAUAUUAGGAAACACAUUCCUAAUGAUUGCAACCCAGGAAUCAAGCUGAACCUUCAAACGAAACCUGAAAUUCUUCAAAUUUUUCCUGAUCAAUUCCAGCCAUUUUCCAGUGUAUUUGGCUGUGAGCUUAAGCAGCCAUUUAACUAUGAUGGGACUCUUAUUCGCCUGCCUUUCCGGACAGAAAAGGAGGCUAAAAAUUCCCAAAUCUGCCAAGAGGCCUUUAGUAAUAAACAGAUAAAAACCUUAAUUAUGAGAUUUGAAGAAUCUACAGAUACUCUGCUUGUUUUUCUAAGAAAUGUGCAGGUGUUAACAAUAAGUUUUCUUGGAAAAGAUCUCUGUCCCGGGGAUCAGUUAUUAAGGGCAAGUGUCCAAAAAGACAAUGUGCUGAGACAGGAUGUGCCUCAAGAUAUCAUUUUACAGCAGCAAAUAACUACCUCUCAGCUGCUAGAAAUACAAAUGAACGACUUGGACAUUUCUGUGUCAAACAUCAUCAAAAUAACUGUUCAGCAGACCACAAAAAAGAAUGAAAAGUAUUACAUGGUACAGUCAAGCCUUGGAAUAAAAGCAUCUAUCCAUAUGUUCUCUCAAAAGAAAUCCUUUAUAUGCCCCCUUCCUUUUGCUGGAGUUGCACUCCCUUUAAAAAAACACAAUGGCACUGAAAAAUGGGCACCUGAUUUAGAGAACUUUAAUGGGAUGGUCUUCUGUUUCUUACCCCUUCCCAUUUCCACCGGGCUUCCUUUUCAUCUGAAUGGAUGUUUUUCAGUUAUGUCAAAUCGAAAGGGACUAUGGGGCACAACAGAAAAGGGAGAAUGGAAUCAGAAAUUGCUAACUGACGCAGCUUUAGUUGCUUUGAUAACUGCGCUGUCACAAUUGCAGAUACUAAAUCACCAAGGUGAUUUACAGGACUAUUAUUAUUACACAUUUUGGCCUGACGUCACAAAAGUUAACACCCAGUACAAAGAAUUGUCAAUAUCAUUUUACCAAGCUGUGGCCUUCGGAUUUUCUGAUUGUUUGCCUGCUCUCUUUAGCAAUGGGCAGGAAUCUUGCACAAUAAAAUAUGCAUGUUUUCUAAAAUUAGAUACUACCAGAGACAGGAGCAUUUAUAGCCUGGCCCAAAAAGUCUUCUCUUUGUUUCUAAGCAAACCAUAUCUUGCAAUGCCACUACCAGAAUGGGUGGCAAAAGGUUUCAUAGUUAGCAACUGUGUCAGCGAAAUUGAACACUGUAUUUACAAUUGUGAAAGGUUCUACACAGAAAUUGUGUUUGAAAAUGUAAUCUUCUUAGAUACCGAAGACAGAAACAGGCUAAUUCUUUACGCUAUAAAAAAGCAGGACAAAGAAUUGGACAAUCUGCUGGUUUCUAAGCCCUGCAUACCAACGUCACAUUAUGGAAAAUUACAAUUCAUUGGGAAACUGGUUCAUCCAAAAAGCAAAGUAUCAGUACUGUAUGACCAAGAGGAAGGAUGUUUUCCUCAGGGGCCUGACUUUCUGAACCCUCAAAUAUUAUCCCGUUUGCAGGAUUUAGGUAUGAUAACAGAUACACUUACCAUGAAGGAACUUAUUCAGAAGGCCUGUAAUAUAAAUACAGUUUGGAAGCAUGAUAAAAACAAGGCAUUUAAACAAAUCUGUUGUGUUUUAGAAUUACUAAGUGACCUACAUGAGCAUUUGUCAGAUGCCCAAUACCAGACAACCUUCAGGAACAUCCUAUUUCUUCCUGCCAUACCUCCUGAUAGACAACCUGGAGACAGAAUCAAUCUACAGUUAUACAAAUCCGAAGAUCUUUUUCAUUACGAAUACAAAGAGCUGGUAUACAUGAUUAAACCAGUUCUCAGCAAAGAACAUGUAGGCGACAUCUCUGGCAAAAUAGCGACAUUCUUAGGUCUAAAUCAGCCCCCUCCUUAUCAUUUGGUACUGUUGCAGUUGUUGGAAGCUAGCAAAAUAUCUGAAUUUCUAAGCAAACAUGAACUGUCAUCUGUGGCAAGAAAAUGCUAUGACUAUUUAAGCCAACUGAUACUAAGAGAUCCAAGCAAGAUUGAGAAUAUAAGAAAGCAAAUUUCGGAUAAGGCUAUCAUUUACACUGGUAAAGAAUUUGUAUCGGUAGAAUUUGUAGCCUACAAAGUGCCUUUUGAUGCAUCCCCAUAUUUAUUUCAGUUGCCUAUUGAAUAUAUAGAGUUUUUUUUAUUAUGGGACUGUCUGGGGAUGAGGGAGGAGUUUCCCAUAAAAACUUACUUAAAAUUACUAGAAAUGAUGGCAUUAAAACAUAAAGGGUCUCCUCUAUCAGCAAAAGAACUACAGGUUGCUCUUCAUUUAAUUCUUAACAGCGCAGAGGAAAUACCUGACGAGUUGCUCUGUACAUCUGCAGAUAUGAAAAUAUUUGUUCCAGACAUUCACUGUGUGCUAAGAGAGGCAAAUGACUUAUACUUUAAUGAUACCCAAUGGAUGCCCAGUGACGAUAACUUAGAUGAUGAAUUCCAUUUUUGCCAUGAUAUGAUUCCACGGCCAGUGGCUUUAAAAUUAGGGAUAAAAACUAAAAUUCACCAUUUGCUGAACACAAUAAAAAUUUCAAAUCUUUCCCACUGGGUUUCUCAGUUUGGGGCAAAGGAGGAUCUCACAACACGCCUCAAGAACAUAUUAAGGGAAUAUUUAGCACAGAAGGACAUACUAAAGGAACUCAUUCAGAAUGCAGAUGAUUCAGAAGCCACUGAAAUUCACUUUGUUUUGGACAGUAGAACCCACCAGGCAACAAGUACAUUUGGUUCUGAAUGGAACCCUCUUCAUGGCCCAGCUCUCUGCAUCUACAAUAAUCAAAAAUUUGAUCCUAAGGAUAUUGAAGGCAUUCAGCUAUUGGGCAAAGGUGGUAAAAGGGGCCAGGGAAGCAAAAUUGGGAGGUUUGGAACUGGGUUCAAUUCUGUCUACCACAUAACAGACUGUCCUUCUUUUUUAACUGGAGAUGCUAUCAUGUGUGUAUUUGAUCCUAAUCUAGCAUUCUUACCAUCUUCCACAGUUGGAAGUCCAGGGGGGAUGUUCAGUGUAAAUGACAGAUUCAAAAAGACAUUUAAAGAUGUGUAUAACACUUUCCUUCCCUCUGUCUUUAAUCUUCAAGAAGGUACCUUGUUUCGCUUGCCUCUAAGGAUGGCAGAAACAGUAGCAAUGUCCAAGAUAAGUAACCAGCCAGUAUCACUAGAAAACAUCAGAAAUAUGUGCAGAGAACUGGAAGAGGAUGCUGACAGCAUGAUACUGUUUUUAAAUAACAUCAAAAAAAUAACUUUCUCUGAAAUCUCCGACACUCGGGGUAUCAGGCAAAUCAUGCACAUUAAAUCAGAGGUGCAAAGUCUCUCAGAGUCAGGACAAAUUCCUUUUAAAGAAAUGCUCUCAAGGGAGAAUAACGUUUCUGAGACACUGCCUGUCAGAGCAACAUAUCUGACAGAAAUAACAUGCAGCAGCUAUCACAAUCCACAUAAGUGGCUUUUGGUUAAACAAAUCGGAGCCCAAGGAGAAGACAAUAUGGUACAGAAAAUGUCUGGACUUUUGCAUGAAACCAUAAUUCCACUUGGCUGCAUAGCUGUUUGUUUAAAUGUGAUUACUAAAGGCAGGGCUUUCUGUACCUUGCCUCUGCCUGUAAAGACUGGACUGCCUGCACAUAUUAGUGGAAACUUUAUGGUGGAUUCAGCACGCAGAGACAUCUGCAGUGAGGACAGCAGAAGUCCUAAAACAAAAUGGAAUAUAUUUCUGCUUACUAAGGUCAUUGCUCCACUUUACUGCUACCUCAUUGACUUCAUAAAACAUAUAUUUUGCAAAUCCGAAGGACAGCUACAGUUUACAAACUGGAAAUCCUACACAGAUUUCCUAGAGAAAUUUUUACGUUUCUUUCCAUAUAUAACAGCAUCCGUACCUCCCAUAUGGCAGAAAUUGGUUCCGCAGGUCUAUCAAAUGAUAUCCAAAGAGCAAAAGGAACUUAUCCCCAUCUACAAGAAAAAAGAUAAGGUUCUAUUUGUAGAGUGGUCAAGUCUUGGCCAAAGAUCCACAUCUGAAGCUCCAUAUUUUUACCUUUAUAAUGGAGAUACCAACAUCAUCAUUCUUUUACAAAGUAUGAACAUGAAGCUUGCUGUUGGGAAAUCCCUUCAAGCUAUAUAUAAAGAAUUUGAAGCAUCUGAUGUUAAUGUUAUGGAAUUAAGUCCUAAAACACUAUGUAACUUUCUAAGGCACAUUCCCAUUCAUCCCCAAGGUUACAGCCUGCCAGUGCCUGUAUGUGAGACAAUUCUCAGAGAAUUCAAAAACUGCAUCUUACUAAUACAGUAUUGUUUGGAGGGUUAUCCAAAAAAAGCCCAGGGGAUUGAUCUUUAUGGCAUUCCUCUUUUGGUGACUGAGGAUGGCAUGCUUCGAUGUUUCAGCAGAGAGAAGCCUUGUUUUUACACAGAUUUCCCAGAACUAUUUAAAGAUCAUGGUAAUAGAUUUGCAAAAGAUUAUGGCUUGGAAACAAAACGGUUAAUUGACGUAGGCCUCUUGAGGUAUUUAACAGUUGAUGAUGCCACUGAUUUUAUCAAGGAGUUUCUGGGUCCUGCAUUUAGAACUUCUGGAAGAGUUAUCAUUAACCAAACAAAGUCUCACAUACAUAGAGAGUGGCUAAAAAUGUUAUGGAGUUUCUUUGAGAAAGAACUGCAACUCAACCGAGAAAAGCAAAUGUUUAAAAAGAAUUUUGAAAAAAUCCAAAAUCUUUUUUCAGACUUGGCCAUUCUGCCAGUGAUUUAUAAAAUGCAUCCCAAUGAGAUUACUCUUCUUCCACUGAGGAAUCUGGAUAAUAUCCUUGCUUAUCAUGAAAAUGAUGUGGAAAAAUGCCUUUUUAACUUAGGGUUUCCUGUGGUCGAUUCUACAAUACUUACACAGAUGAUGGUAAUCAGUCACAUUGGUCCUUUUUUGCUAAACAUCAAAAAAUGCAAUUCAGUGGCUUAUAAACUAUGUUCAGAAAAGGAUUUGAAUUGGAAAAGUCUUGAAGAAGGAGAGCUGGAUACACUUUUAAGCUAUUUCUUAAAUGGCCUGAGAACCAAUAAUAAAAUAAUUCACUGUUUACAAGACUUACCCUUGUUUGAGACCCUAAGUGGGGAAAGACGAUGUUUAAAUGUAUACAAACGCAAGUGUAUUUUGACUGUGUCUCAUUUAGUAGCCAGAAAGUUUUUUGAACUAGACUGCCAAACUGUGUUCCUAAAGAGAAAUAAAGCAAAUAUUGAAUUAUCUAAGUACCUAAACAUUACUUCUCUGGAUGAACACGAUUUCCUGCUAAAGUUCAUUCUCCCCCAUUUUCAACUGCUUUCGCAGCAUGAAGUCUUACAGGUUCUUGGCUAUGUUUUGGCUGAGUCUGAUGACAGCAAAUAUAAUGAGUUAAUCAAAGCUCUAAAACCAUUACCUUUCAUUCAAGACAGACAAGGAGAACUUCAAAAUGCCUCCUAUUUCUAUGAUCCAAGGAUUCAUUUGUUCUCUACCUUCAGGCAGCAGUCUAGGUUUAUUCCUGAUGAACUGAUAAUAAAGUUUAAAGGUAGGGAAAAGCUCCUUUUUCAGUUAUUAAAAGAUCUUGGGAUGCAUUGCAAACCCACCAAGGAGGAUUUGAUUUGCUUUGCAACCAUGAUUCAAGCCAAGGGAGCAGCAGGCACCUCUCUGGAACUGCUGUCACCACAUAUUAAAGAACUGUUUGAUCAUUUACUUUCUCUGGAUGAAACCGAAAUAACCAGCCAAUUUGCAGAGGAGUUCAGAGGUAUUAAAUUUUUGAUACCGCUGAAUGUCAGCAAUGACUUAAAAAGUCUUCACCCACCGCAUGCAAAGGAAAAUGUGUUGAUUGCUCUUAAAGGUUCUUUAUUAAAGCAGAAGAAAGAAGAUGAAUUAUUGGCUUGGACAUCAAUGAACCUUUUUGGAGUGAAGAAUUAUUUACGACAUAAAGAUAUACAAUUACUGAAAAGAUUUGGAGUUCAGUGCAAACCUCCACUUCUCAAUAUUGUUGCAAACCUAAAAAAUGUCUGUAGCUCUCCUUGUGAAAGCGAACAGCUACUGCAAAUCAGACGUGGCAUACUUAUUGCUACUUACCAUGCACUUCAGGAAGAAGAACAAUUUAAUGUUGAAUGUUUAUCAAAGGUGCCCUUCAUCUUAGUUAAUGGUGAUGCCUUAGCACAGCCUGAUAUGGUUGUUUUAAAUCUGCCCCAUGAUGAAUGUUUUGAACCAUAUUUAUUCAAAUUACCAAAAAAUUUGUUCCGUUACAGCGAGUUUUUCCAGAUAGCUGGAGUAGAGGCUAAUGCAACUAUAUUUCAUUAUGCCAAUGUGCUUUCUACAGUGUAUGAAGAAACACUGAACAAAACGUCAUUGCACUCUAACCUUAAAAGGACUGUUUCUGAAGCUAUAAAGCAACUUUUUAAAAUUCUGGAGGAGGAACCAAAUGACAAACACAAACUUAAACAGCUGCAUCUUCCCGGGAAAGAUGGAAAACUUUAUCCUAGUUCUAGUCUUGUCUUCAUAAACUGCCAUUUUACUGUUAUAGAGAAGCUGAGUGACACAUUUACAUUUUGCAAUCUUGACUGUGUAGAGUCAAAUAAGGACCAAUACCAACAAGAAAGACUUAUCAAGCUUUUGCCUGACAAAAUCCGGCCAAAACUUCUUUCACAAAUUACUGAACAGUGUAUUGAUGUUAACAGCAUUGCUUUUUGUACAUACGAAGAAAACUGUGAGCUGUGGAGCCACUUUGAUGGGAUUCUCAACUCUCCAGAAUUUCAGGAAGGUCUUGUUGAUCUCUUGAGAAGCCAGUACAAUGGAAAGAUAACUGAAGAGUGUGCAUCACAACAAUGUAAAGCUGUGCUAGAAAAACUAGAGCUCAAAUGCUGUCUUAAUCUGCAAACCAUUUUGAAGCAUAAAGGGGAGAUAAUAAAAGGCACUAAUGUAUCUAAAGAGAUUUGUGUCACCAUGGGCACAGAAGGUCAGUGUCAGAUUUAUUUCAUUCAUAAGGACAAUAUUUACCAAACUAAUAUUGUUAAAAUCAUAAGUACCUUUGCAGAAGAAAUGAAUAAUAUCAUGCAAAAUGUAUUUUCACACAAAUCAUUAUCAAUUCUCAUGCAAAUGUUAAGCUGCAAAUAUCCUGACGAGAUUAAGAAUAUUCUUAAGGAGAAGGGAAUAUGGAUGAAAAGUAUAACAAGGCACCAUCCUCUUUCUUUGUCAGACCCAGGAGAACCCAUCCCUAGUGAAUGGUAUGAAUUUCUGAACAUGAAUAUUCUUAAUAGUUUUAGAGUUGGUGACUUUGUUGGGUAUAUGUGCCCUUCAGAUGAAGACUUAUAUCUCUAUGCUAUUGUAGUUGAAGAAUUGGAUCCUAAAACCUAUGCAAACUGUGAAAUCAAAAUGUAUCGCAUCCAACGCGGCCAGAAUAUAUUCGAUGAUGCAAGCAUACUUGAUUUGUACCAAUUCAAAAGGAACGUCAUCCAAAAGAACAAUGCGUUAGUAUUAGUUGAGGAUACAAAGCAAGAAGAUGAAAAUGAUGAAAAAUGGUAUGACCUGCCCACUGAAGAUAUAAAAAAAGAAAUAAACAUGCACUUGAGUAAACUUUGGGAGCUACCAGAAAAUGACAGAAACAAGGCAAUCAGAAGACUUUACCUAAAGUACCAUCCAGACAAGAACAUUGGUCAAGAGGAACUUGCUACGGAAAUAUGCAAAUUUAUCCAGAAAAGGAUUGAAGAGCUUGAGGCCGGCGAGAGUCAAGCCACCCUUAGCAGCCAAUACAGUUCAGACAAUAGUACCAGUUUUAGAAAUUCAAAUCGAGGGCCUCGCAGUAGACAGUCCAGAGGUUCUACUUCUUCAGAAAGCUUUUCUGACUAUUGGGAGAAAUGGGAUAAACAGGCUUUCAACCAUAAAACAGAGAGUUCUUCAGAGAGGAAUAGGCAAAAGUCAAAGUUCAAGGAAAAAAGCAAAAGAACUCACUCAAACCCUCAAGAAGCUGAAAGGUGGUUCAGACAAGCUGAGUGUGACUUAAAAGCUGCAGAACAUGAUGCCGGACAUCAUCACACAGAGUGGGUGUUUUUCAAAAUACACCAAGCUAUAGAAAAAGCUUUAUUUUCUGCUCAGUAUAUGAAACAUGGCAAAAUUGAUACAAAUGUAAACAUUCAUUCUUUAGCCAGCGAAGUCUCUACAUAUGUUGGCUGUCUGAAUGGCAUCAAUGAGCAAGUGCUACAGCUGCAACAACAUGGAGUAGACAAGCUAAAAACACAGUAUCCCAAUUACCACAGCCCACCUGGCAUUCCCAACGACUGUAUCCCACAGGAUUAUGAGCAAGAAGUCAUUGGUUUGGCUAAGAAUGUGCUCAAGAAAAUAAAGACCUAUGUAUAUCAGUAAUGGGCACCUUUAAGUUUUAGUAUAGCAGAUUUACAUAAUCUAAGCAGUUGGUCUAGUUUUGUUUCUGUUUUUGAAUUGAAUGCCUGUUUGCUCUUUUGGUUGAUAGGGUCGGUGACACCAGCACACAUAAAGCAGAUGAAUUGUGAAAUGAGAUCAUUAUAAUUGAAGGGACUGUUCACCAAGUUUCACUAUAUGGUUCUGUACUUUAUUUUUGACUAUGUUUUUUACUGUUUGACUAUGAUCCUAUUAAAAAUUGCAACAUUAAAACCUACAAAAUCCAUCUCCUGCUUUAUCCUU